Molecule: messenger RNA, 1623 nt
Organism: Fonsecaea multimorphosa CBS 102226
Lineage: Eukaryota; Fungi; Ascomycota; Eurotiomycetes; Chaetothyriales; Herpotrichiellaceae
Exons: 2
Coding region: 1-1623 (540 amino acids)
Molecular function (GO): FAD binding
Source: RefSeq, a predicted model, not a curated record
AUGCGCUUCUCUCUGCACGUGGCCGCCAUCAGCCUGGGGUCUGCAGCAUUCGCCGCCGCUCAGAACAACACCUUUGAGCCACCCGAUUUCAAUGUUACCGAAGCCCUCAUUAACCAGGGCGUCAACGUAUCGGCGUUGCCAGAGCUGGAUUCCUUGACCAAGAGAUCCUCUUUAUCUGCGUGCUCGAUUGCGUGUGAUACUCUCAGUAUUCUCUUCGGAUCAUCGAACGUGAUUGAGCAAGGCAAUCAAGCAUACAACUCCUUCACCAAUGCCUACUGGUCCGUUCAGCAAGAAAGUGUCGAUCCUUACUGCAUCUACAAGCCGACCAGUGCGGCCCAAGUGUCGAUAGCAAUCUUGCUCUCCCGACUCACUCAAUGUCCCUUUGCAGUCAAGUCUGGCGGGCAUGCCGCCUUCGCCGGCGCGUCCAACAUCCAGGGAGGUAUCACCAUCUCACUCGAGAAGAUCAACGAGAUCCAACUUUCCUCGAACCAGCAGACCGCCGAUGUUGGCCCUGGUAACACAUGGUACACCGUGUACACCACCCUUCAGCCUGCCGGUGUAACGCCGAUUGGCGGCCGUGUCUCAGCCAUUGGAGUGGGUGGUCUGACAACUGGCGGUGGUAUUUCUUUCUUCUCCAACAUCUACGGCUGGGCCUGUGACAAUGUCGUCAGCUACGAAGUUGUCACCGCGUCCGGUAUCAUCAUUACUGCCAGCGCCACCCAGAACCCGGAUCUGUACUUCGCCCUACGUGGCGGUGGCAACAACUUUGGCAUCGUGACCAAAUUCACAUUGAACGUCAUUCCUCUUCCUGGCGGUUUGAUGUGGGGUGGCGGCCGCGUGUCCACCGAAGACCAAUUCGACGCUCUCGUCGACGCCUUCUACAAUGUUGGUAUCAACUCACCCUCGGAUCCCAAUGCCGCACAGAUCCUUUCGUUCGCAUAUGCACAAUCUGCCAAUCUCAGCGUCGCCGCUGCCGACCUUCAAUACGCAAAACCCGUUGCCAAUGCACCCAUAUUCAGCGAAUACUUGGCCAUCCCAGCCAUUUCCGACACGACCAAGGUACGCACACAAGCGGAUCUGACUCAGGAAUUCAACGCGAGCAACCCCAACGGACUGCGCGAGACUUACUGGGCAGCCACAUACAAGCUCAAUAAGAACCACACCGCCGCGGUCCGAGAUAUCUUCUUCGAGGAACUUGAAUCGAUCAAGGAUGCCGCCGGCCUGGUGCCCGCCGCGACUCUGCAGGUCAUCAGCGAAGGACAACUGGCCGGCAUGACCAAGAACGGCGGAAACCCGCUGGGUCUCUCUGCCUCUGCGGGACCGUUCCUGCUGCUCAACAUGAACAUGAUGUGGAGCAACAUCGCCGACGACACGAGGAUCCUGCAGUGCAACCAGCGCAUCAUUGACCGGACUGUGGCCUUGGCCCAGUCGAUGGGGCUAUAUGAGGACUACAUCUACAUGAACUACGCCAGUCAGUUCCAGGACGUCAUUGCCAGCUACGGCUCGACCAACAAGGCCAAGCUGGAGAGCAUUGCCGCCAAGUACGACCCCACCGGCGUGUUCCAAACGCUCCAGCCAGGAUACUUUAAGCUGAAUGGACCGCCCAGCCCCAGUGGCCCGUAG